GAAGUCGGACGACUUGACCCUGGCCUUGGCGAAGAAGCAUCACUGCUCCUGCCUUGACUUGGACAAGGUGAAGCUGCAGUACGACAGCUAUGAUCUCGACAAGUCAGGUGUCAUCGAGUACGGAGAGUUUGAGCUUAUGAUGCUGAAGCUGCUCCAUGUCAACAACAAGUCCGACUUGCCGCAGAACCGCAUCCAGCGCUUCUGGCAGGAGUUGGACAAAGAUCG
Molecule: messenger RNA, 225 nt
Organism: Symbiodinium necroappetens
Lineage: Eukaryota; Dinophyceae; Suessiales; Symbiodiniaceae
Source: the annotation of a GenBank genome assembly